AUGAGUGCAAGUGUAGCAGAUAAUGCUUCUGAAAGAGAAAUGAUUGAAUUUUCAGAAGAUGAACAUUUGAGUUUCUUUUAUAAUAUUGAUCAAGUAAAAUAAUUGUCCAGAUCUAGAUAUAUACUGAAUUACCAGGAGUUAUAUCUAAUUAUGGAACCUUUGCAUAAUCCUUAUUGAUUUGCAGAUAAUUAAGUAAUUAGAUUAUUAGGAAUUCAAUUGCAGAAGCAUAAGAAAAUGUAUAUAUAACAUAUAUAUAUAAAUUAGUUCAUUUUAAGAAAUAUUCCUAUUAAUGCAAUAAAUGAAAUAUAGGCUCAAACUAAUUUAAUAUUGAAUAGUAAUUUAAAUGAUGGAGGUAUUGAAGUUGAAACAUGUGAAUUAGAAGAAGAUUAGGAACCAGUAAAAAACAACAAUUAAUUUAGGAUCCAAUCUUUAGUGAUAGAUGGAGAAGAAAUAGAGUUAUAAUGAUGGCAGGUAUUAAUAUAAACUAAUUUUUAUAAAAAUAGAUAAUUAAGAAAAAAUUGAAAUUGAUGACAAAUUGAAUAAUGAUAAUAACAAAUCUGUUUCUAAAUCAAAAUUAUUUGAUACUAGAAAAAAUACUGUUAGACUUCCUACAACUCCACCUCCUCCUAAUUAGUUUGGACCUAAAUUAAUCUAAAUUUAUUAAGAAGAAUUUGAGGAUGAAUUUGAAGAUAAACUUAGAAAUGCUAAAUUAUAUGAAAUGAAGAAGAAGAAUGAAAUUGAAUAAAAAAAGAAAGAAGAUAAAUUAUAAAGUCAAGUAAAAGAUAUAAAAAUAAUACAAUUAGAUAGAAAAAAAGGAUGGAGCUACUUAAAAAUAUACUUAUGAUUUUGAUGGAAAGAUCAUAUUAGCUAGAGCAAUUAAAAUGGAUAAAUUGUAGCCUACCAAUUAAAAAUUGAGAGUUGAAUUAAAAGAUUAAACAAAAUAAGAUUAAUAACCAAAUAUUAAGAAGGGAGGAAGAAGGGAUUCUACAAAAAUUAACAAACCUAUAUGUCCAGAAUAGGAAAUACCUAAUAGAGUAUCUUAUUAACAUAUAAGGUUAUAUAAGAACGAAGGGAUGCUGCAAAAGAAGUUAUUGGAGAUAAAGCAUUAAGAGUGGAUAAGACUUCUUAAUUUCCUUAUGAAGUAUUUACAAUGAAUAAUGGAGUAAAAUUAUAUUUUGAACAAAAAAUGAAAGAAGGGGUAAGACAUUAAAUUAGUGAUUCAGCUGAAAAUUUAUAAAUAAAAUUAUCUGGUUCUAAUUUACUAUCUGGAGAAGAUGCAGCAUAAUUUGCAUCAUAAAUUAGAUUAACUAAGGCUGAAUACUAAUUAAUAACAGAUGCUCAAACUUUACAAUAAACUAGAUAAUAAUUCAUGCCAUCUGAAAAUAUUAAUAUUCUUGAUCAUGAUUAAUAAGUUACUCAAUAAUCCAUUUUAUUAAAAAAAAAUAAAGCAACUCUAAAUAAUAAUAAUCAUCUCUCAGAAUCUAAAUAAGUCUAAUUUAAUGCUGGAAAUUUAUAGUAAAAUCCAUUCAAACGAGAAAGUCCAAUAUUACAAUCUGCAUAGACUGAAAGAAUCUAACUUAAAAAUGUUAAAAUGAUUGAAAAUCUAUUAGUAACUGGUGUUCCUGAUACACCUAAAUCAUCAAAACCUGAUUAACCACCCAUAUCCAUACCUGAUAAUGCUUCUACGUAUUAUUCUUAAAUUAAUAAAGUAAUCCUAUCGAUAUCUUUAAUUAAUAAUUAUUAAAUUAAAAGGAAUAAGGUAAACAAGGUUAAAUUAAAACAUCAUACUUUCCUCCUGUUAAAUAAUAGAAAAGAUCAUUAGAAACUAAAGCAUACAAAGGUUCUUUAGAACAAAUGUAAAUUAUAAUAAAAAAUAUUAAAAUAGGUACAAAAUGCCAAGGGAGAGAUUAGUUGCUUAAACUGGAAGAACUGCUAUGAAUUUUUAUAAACAAAAUUCAGAUGGUAAAUAUAAUUAUUAUAUAUAUUUUAGGAACAAAGAAAAUUGCAAAAUCAAUUAGUGAUGGAUUUAUGCAAACAUUUUAUACCACUCAUACAAAAUUUAGUGAAAGACUUAGAUAAUGA
Molecule: messenger RNA, 2082 nt
Organism: Paramecium primaurelia
Lineage: Eukaryota; Ciliophora; Oligohymenophorea; Peniculida; Parameciidae
Source: the annotation of a GenBank genome assembly